UUAGGUGCUGAAAGCUACAUCUGUUGGUCAAGCUGUACAAUAACUGUUCAGCCUGGAGGAUCUGUCACCAUCCCAUGUUAUUAUGAUGAGAAAUACACACCGCAGAAGAAAUACUGGAAUUCAGGAACUGAUCAAUCUAGUACAUUCACAAACACAACAGAGGAGAAUCUGUCAAUAAUUGAUCAUCCUGAUCAGAGUCUCUUCACUGUGAUUAUGAAGAACCUGCAGGAGAAACACACUGGCCGUUAUUAUUGUGUUGUGGAGACUGGAGAAGAUCCAUCAAUUAAAGACAUAUAUGAGCCUUAUCUGCAGGUUCAGGCUGCUCCUGACAUGUCUGUGAUGAGCAGCAGUGUAUCUGCACAUGAAGGUAGUAAUGUCAGUGUUCAGUGUUUCUACAGUUCUGAAUAUCAGAAUAAACUAAAACGCUGGUGCAGAUAUAAAGACAAGAGCUGUUUCACAGAGGAGAAGACUGACAUAUCCCAGAAUUCAUCAGUGCAGAUCAGUGAUGUUGGUGAAAGCUCCUUCAUUGUGCUGAUGACUGGAUUGAGACACUCUGAUUCUGGAUGGUAUUUCUGCUCUGCUGGAGAGCGAAUCAUUCCUGUUCAACUCACUGUAACUGAGGCCAAACCAACUCAUGGUGUGUUUGUGAAGAGCAGCAGUGUGUCUGGACUUGAAGGUGGUAGUGCCAGUGUCCAGUGUUUCUACAGUGAUAUAUACAGGAAUGCGCUGAAACAGUGGUGCAGAAUUAAAGAUAAGAGCUGUUACCCAGUGGAGAGAUCCCAGAAUCAAUCGGUGCAGAUCAGUGAUGAUGGUGAAAACUCCUUCACCGUGUUGAUGACUCGACUGAGACUCUCUGAUUCUGGAUGGUAUUUCUGCUCUGUUGGAGAUCUGCAGGUUCAUGUUCAACUCACUGUCACUAAACCUAGACUCAAAGGUAAGAUCACAAACCAUAAAAUUAAUGUCACUCUUAAUGCCUGA
Messenger RNA from Danio aesculapii, 978 nucleotides. Its product is annotated as polymeric immunoglobulin receptor-like. NCBI's taxonomy places the organism in Eukaryota, Metazoa, Chordata, Actinopteri, Cypriniformes, Danionidae. The record is from RefSeq and is a predicted model, not a curated record. The transcript has 3 exons. The annotation marks the transcript as partial.